AUGCCUCCCUACGUCCCACGAAAACGGACGCGUGGAGAAGCAUCACAACUUUUGGAUGAAGGAAAGGGGAAGCAGCAGUACGGCCCUGAAACAACCCUAGUAGCACCCCCGCGAAAGUCGACCCUUUUUGAUGACCUCGAUGCGACCUCCACACCGAGGUCCUCCGGGCGGAGACAGCCAUCGGCCUUGGAAAUAGCCGAUAGCGACGAUGACGAAAGCUCGCUGAGCUCGUUGUCCGACGCCGACUUUGAGGAUGUCCCCGCCGCAAAACGACAAAAGGUUCAAGUACCUUUCAACGGCGGUGGCGAAGACGACAGCGCCGUGGACGAGGAUGAGGACGAGGACGAGGACGAGGACGUUGUCUUUGAAGACGUUGAAGCCCCGCAGACCAGCUUCGCUCAUGUUCCAACGCCUACCGGUGACCUCGAGUUGACCCUGAUCCGGGACACGAGGAUCUCACUCGCAAAUGCUUUAGGAAGGAAGGGGCCGUCAAAGCUUGAGCGCCGCACACGAAUAUCCACGCAUUGCGUACAUGUGCAGCUUUUGCUUUGGCAUAACGCCAUCCGAAACUCGUGGCUCUGUGAUCCCCUUCUUCAAGGGAUUCUGCUGUCGCACCUCCCGCCGAAACUUUGGGCUGAGGUUGACAGGUGGAGGUUGAGCAGCGGGCUGGUACCACCAGCGAAGGCAGAGAUGAACCGGGAGACAAAGAGUAAUAUCAAAGGAAAGGGAAAGGCCGUAGCUCGGAAAUCUCGCGAGUGGACCAAAGCUUCCCAACGCCUAGAACAGGGCGCUGCGGAUUUGAGUCACUGCGAUCCCCUUUUUCGGCUGAUGAAGUAUCUUUCUGCCUGGUGGAAGCAACGUUUCCGCGUCACAGCUCCAGGCCUACGAAAGUGGGGAUACAUGCCGCUCGAGCGGCUCGACCGUCUAACAAAGGCUAGUAAGCAAAACAGUCAUGAGAAGGAGAGAUAUGGAGAACGUAUCCAGGACAUUGACGAAUUUCGACGCUGUGCGCAAGAAUGUGCCGGCAGCCGGGACGUUGGAGCUCAGCUGUUCACGGGUCUGCUCAGAGCACUAGGCUUGGAGGCUCGCCUGGUAGGCAACCUCCAGCCAUUGGGCUUUGGGUGGAAUAAAUUGGAAGAAGCGGACCCCGAGAAGGCAGAGUUCAACUAUGGGCAGGUCACCGGAAAUGACAGGGCCACUGCGAAGGCGGCUGAAAAGGCAGGAAGGUUGGAAGACACUGUUCCCGCUCGAGGGCCGGGCAAGGUUGCCAGGACGGCAAUAGAGGAUGGGGAUGAUUCCGAGUUGGCCCUUGACGACAGCGACGAGGACCUCGCAAUCCAAGUCCCACAGGCACCACAACAACGGGGGAAGGUGCAUGAUGCUGACCUGGAGUUUCCUCACUACUGGACUGAGGUGUUGUCCCCGGUGACGAAGAAAUAUCUUCCAGUCGAUGCCAUUGUUAAGGCGGUAAUUGGUACGAAUCGAGAGCUCAUUGAGUCACUGGAACCACGGGGCGGGAAAGCGGACAAGGCCAAGCAGGUUAUGGCUUACAUUGUUGGGCACUCCCAAGACGGAACGGCUAAAGAUGUCACGGUCCGCUAUCUGAAACGUCAGACUCUCCCAGGGCGCACCAAAGGAAUGCGCAUCCCCAUCGAGAAAGUCCCAGUUUACAACCACCACGGCAAAGUUAAGCGGUAUGACCAGUUCGACUGGUUCAAAUCUGUCAUGAGAGGGUAUAGUCGUGGCGGCGAGAGAUGCCCUUUUACGGAAGCUGACGACUUGGAAACCAUGACGGAUCUCAAGCCUGCUGUGAUGGAAAAGAAGGAAGUGAAAGAGGGCGAGGAAACUCUUCAGUAUUACAAGCAGUCCAAGGAUUUCGUCCUGGCCCGCCAUCUCAAACGCGAAGAAGCCCUUCUACCUACCGCCGUUUCCGUGAGAACAUUUCGAAACAAGGGGAAAGCCACCGAAGAAGAGCCCGUCUAUGCUCGCAAGGACGUGGUCCAAGUCAAGAGCGCCGAAACUUGGCACAAACAAGGCCGGGCACCAAAACCGGGCGAAAUGGCCUUAAAACGGGUUCCCUACCGUGCAGCAACUACGAAUCGACGGCGCGAGAUUGCGGAGGUCGAGGCCGUCACGGGUGAGAAGGUUCUUCAGGGCUUGUACAGUUUCGACCAGACUGAUUGGAUCAUCCCGCCGCCGAUCAAGAAUGGGAUAAUCCCCAAGAACGAGUACGGUAACAUUGACCUGUUUGUCCAACACAUGUGUCCCGAGGGCGCCGUGCACGUGCCCUACCGCGGCGCGAUGCGUGUUGCGAAGAGGCUGGGUAUUGACUUUGCGGAGGCUGUGGUGGAUUUCGAGUUUGGUCAUCGCAUGGCCGUUCCGGUAAUUCAAGGGGUUGUCGUCGCGGAGGAGCAUCAUGAUCGGGUGAUGGAGGAGCUAGCGAAGGAUGAGGCCGAGAAACUGAGAAAGGAGGACGAGAAGAGGAGGAAGGCGGCGCUGGGUAUGUGGAGGAAGUUCAUAAUGGGGUUGCGAAUUGUGGAGAGAAUCGAGCAAGAUUACGGACAAGUGCAGGAAGAUGUGGACGUAUUUGGGCAUGAGGGCGGUAGGGGUGAGUAUGAUGAUGCAGCGGCCGGAGCAGAGGAGGAGAUGGGUGGUGGGUUUUUGUCUGAGGACUACGAGGAUGAGGGCGAACAGACGUCACAUAUGACCUCUGGCUUCUUCCCUGUCGCGGAUGAAGACGGGGAGGACGGCGGAGAACAAGCUGACACAUUGGAGGUUGACCAUGGUGAAGCUGCUCCUAGUCGGUGGUCGAAAGAAACAGCAAGCAAAAUAGUUCGUGGUACUGUACUUCGUACAAGUUACUUCAUUUCUGACUCGCCUUCCCCUCCGUCGUCGCCAUCACUCCAAGAGAUCUCGCCUCCCCAAGCACUAACAACCAAUGCUGACCCGGAUUUCGACGAGUUGGACUUGGACGACCUUCACGAUUUUGACGAAGAGCCUCCGUCGUGCGAGGAGACUGUUCUGCACUGCUUUCCCGACAUCUGCCCGAAAUUUCUGCAAGAUCAGGCCUUGAAACAUGGGGGCCGCUCACAAGACGUUAUUAGCGACAUUCUCGAUGAACAGGAAAAGGGGCGGCCCUAUCCGAAGCGACCGAGCCCCCUGAAGCGAAAGCGGCCUGAUGAGGAAGACACGGAAGAGACGAACGUGCAACCACAGUUCGCCAACGCCGAGCCUCGGCCCGCCGACAAAGGCCGUGGAUAUUUCAAUUCCUAUUUGAAGGCAGCUCGGAUGCUUCUUAAAGCUGCAUUUCCGCAGAGAUACGCCGAGGACGUCGACAAUGCCUUCAAGGAAAAUGAUUACCGGGUCUACACCACAUACCUGGCCCUCGAUGAAGCCAAUUGGAACCCAGCAGUCGCACCGGCCAGAACCAAGAAAGUCCCCCCUGGAAUCGUGAAGCUUCCUAACGUCGAAUAUGAUCUGCGCCUGAGAGCACAUCCAGCGGAGAUAGACGCUCUAGCCACUCUUACUGCCGUCCGCACAGCUUGUGAGGCCAGGACACGCGCACGGGAGACAAAAGAGCUAGAGGAGAGAUUGAAAGCGGAAGAGGAGGAAAAGAACUUAGCCCAAGCCAAGGCUGAAGGUACCGUGGCAGACUGUGGCUGCUGCUUUGACGAAUUGCCCCUUAACCGCAUGGUGCACUGUGAUGCCAGUACUGUCCACUGGUUCUGUCGAGCCUGCGCAAAGCAAAUGGCCGAACAUGUUGUUGGCCUUUCCAAGCAUAAACUUGCUUGUAUGUCCAUGGAUGGGUGCGAGGGCGGAUUUGCUAAAGAUCAGAAGGAGAUAUUUCUGGAUGACAAGCUGAGCACAGCCUUGGAUUUGAUCGAACAGGAGGAAGCUCUUCGACUAGCAGGUAUUGAAAACCUUGAAACCUGCCCGUUCUGCCGGUACGCUGCCGAGUACCCACCGGUCGAACAAAACAAGGAAUUUCGGUGCGAGAAUGCGGAGUGUCUCCAGGUCAGCUGCCGACAUUGUCGAUUGGAAACACAUAUCCCCAAGACUUGCCAGGAGGCUGCGAGAGAGAACGGACACUCAGCUCGGCGGGCCAUUGAGGAGGCUAUGUCUGCUGCUCUCAUCCGCAAGUGCAACAAAUGCAGCACACCUUUCAUCAAGGAAAAUGGUUGUAACAAGAUGACCUGCACCCGUGGCGGAUGCUACAACGUCCAGUGCUAUGUCUGUUCACAAUCCUGUGACUACAGUCACUUUGACGACUCCAGACGGGGCGGCAAGAAGGGCAACUGUCCAUUAUUUGACAGUGUAGAACAACGCCAUCAGAGCGAAGUCCGCGCAGCCGAGGAGUCCGCCCGCCAGAAGGCCGCAGAACAGAAUCCAGAGCUCGCAGCAGAAUUGCUCCAAAUAAACUUCUCCGACAAGGUCCUUCAGGAUGAUGCACGCCGCAAAGCCGCCAACCCCGCGGCAGUAGGAGGAGUGCAGCAAAAUGUCCAAGCUCAGCAGAGACAACAAGCGAGACAACAAUAUCACGCGAGACAACAACUCCAAGCACAACAACGACUCCAGGCGAGACAACAACAACAAGCGAGACAACCACCACCGCCACAGAAACCACAUAUUGUCCAACCUCCAGCACCACCAGCUGCAUGCCCGGCCCAACCUGCUCAGCGCGUCCCUCCCGCGAGGAACAAUAUCGCUGGGCAGCCUUUCCAAGCUGCACAGCCGGGGGUUCAGCCACUACUCCCUCCCCCACAACGACCCCGGGAUUUUCUAGCUGAGUUUCACCGGUCAAUACAACUAGCAGAGUACCAUCAUACUAACGGUGGCCAUAUUGGCGGUAACAUGCUUCACGCGCAUACAGCAGUCAACCCGUUUCCCCACGCACAAGGAAACGCCGUUGUGCAGAAUCAGCCACAUGCUAUGCAAGCUGGUCAACUAGGGCCGCACUGGCAGGCUAAUCAACCCGCAGUUCAGGGUGGCCAGGUCGGGCAGGUACCUGCGCCUGCGGCCCGGCACUACCAUCCAGUGCCUGGCUCUACGGGUAACCGGAACCCGCCUGUGUUUGGAAGACCGUGGGGGCCUAGGGUGCCCUGA
This is a messenger RNA of Dichotomopilus funicola, 5103 nucleotides long. RefSeq lists its product as uncharacterized. Bases 1 to 5103 code for a protein of 1700 amino acids. The record is from RefSeq and is a predicted model, not a curated record. Gene Ontology annotation, molecular function: damaged DNA binding; single-stranded DNA binding. Gene Ontology annotation, biological process: mismatch repair; nucleotide-excision repair. Gene Ontology annotation, cellular component: nucleotide-excision repair factor 2 complex; nucleus; cytoplasm. NCBI's taxonomy places the organism in Eukaryota, Fungi, Ascomycota, Sordariomycetes, Sordariales, Chaetomiaceae. The transcript is spliced from 7 exons.